AUGGAGGCAUUCAACGGAAAAAGAAAACCAACAGUUAUCCUAAUUCAGAGCUAUGCAGAGCAAAUAAAGGAAAAGGGUCUCUUGCUGCAGUGGAAUGGCUUGAAGAAAGCAGCAGACCAACCAGACGUGGGGGAAAUCGCCAAAUUCCACAAGGCCGAGCUUAAGAAAACCGAACCCCAGGAGAAAAACACCCUGCUGACCAAACAGACCACUCAGCAGGAAAAGUGGAGUGCGAUUUCCUAA
Molecule: messenger RNA, 243 nt
Organism: Jaculus jaculus (lesser Egyptian jerboa)
Lineage: Eukaryota; Metazoa; Chordata; Mammalia; Rodentia; Dipodidae
Product: thymosin beta-10-like
Exons: 2
Coding region: 1-243 (80 amino acids)
Biological process (GO): actin filament organization; regulation of cell migration
Cellular component (GO): cytoplasm
Molecular function (GO): actin monomer binding
Source: RefSeq, a predicted model, not a curated record